CAUGGGUGGUGUGUGGCGCCGUGCCUGUGAUGGCGCGUGAUCGCUGUCUCUGACCCUGUUCUCUACUACUCACUUGUACGCCGCUUGGGCAGCAGCGUCUGCUAAAUGUAAUAAAUGUCAUUAAACAUGGAAGACACUUGUAAAGACGGAUACUGGAGACAGUUGGAGACGUUUCUUUAAAAACGGGCUUUUUCAGUUUCCCCGCCAGCAUAAGGUGCAUUAUUUUUUCCCUAACGACAUAGGCGGAUAUCUGUCAAGUGUAUUGAAAUACGUCUGUGUAAGGGGAAAUGUUUGGUCGAGAUUAAAGAAAGGGCUGAGAACUUGUUAGAAAAUUAGAAUAUUUUCACACAAUGCCUUUUAGAUUUCCAUCGUUAUCACUUGCUAAACUAGCACUUUUAUGACCUAUUACUCGUCAACGUUGGGUCGGACUUGUUCUCUGCUUUCAUUGGAUAGCGGCUCCUCUCUGCACAAGCCAAUGAACGCGCUCCGUGCUCCUACAAGAAGGUAGCCCAGGCGUUUGUAGCUCACUCUCGAUUUUUCGUAGUAGAACGGUACAAUGAGCGGAAGAGGCAAAACCGGUGGAAAGGCUAGAGCCAAGGCAAAGACCCGUUCUUCUAGGGCUGGUCUUCAGUUUCCCGUUGGCCGUGUGCAUAGGCUGCUACGCAAGGGCAACUAUGCUGAGCGUGUUGGUGCUGGCGCUCCGGUGUACUUGGCUGCUGUGCUCGAGUAUCUGACGGCUGAAAUUUUGGAGCUGGCUGGGAACGCUGCCCGGGACAACAAGAAGACUCGCAUUAUCCCGCGACACCUGCAGCUGGCUGUGCGCAACGAUGAAGAGUUGAACAAGCUGCUGGGUGGUGUUACUAUCGCCCAAGGUGGUGUUCUGCCUAACAUCCAAGCUGUGCUUCUGCCCAAGAAAACCGAGAAGCCAGUUAAGGGCAAAUAAGUGUGUGACCCACGUUGAAAUCUUCCCAAAGGCUCUUUUAAGAGCCACCUAUAUUAUCAUAAGAGGCAUUGUACUCUAAACCGAUAUUAGCGACCGUCCUUCUUAGCGAGUAACUUUGAUUUGCUUUACUAAUAAGAAGUUGCUCUACGGAUGCGCGUGAGACACGUGGUAUGUUGGUAUGCGAUAUAUGGAGAUACUAGUUUGGUUUAUUAAUACCGAAGAGCUCACUGUACGUCGUCUUGAUUCUUUGUAUUCCUUUAAUUAUAGGCACGUAGCUUUAUCUACACAUUCACGCAUUUGUACUGAGCUUGAUAUUGCAUGAUUUCAUGUUACACAUUUGUUUCUUUUGAUUCCGUCUGUAAUGUGCGGACACUCAAUUCUAAACAUUUAAUUCUACCAGCGGACAGCCAGUCAUGGUACUUCACUAUAGAAACCUAUAUCGAUAACAGGGCGACGUAAAGUAUUUAAGCUAUGGGUCAAAUAGUAUUUAAACGGCAGUGCUAUUCAUGGAUUGGGGAAA
Brienomyrus brachyistius is the source of this 1463-nucleotide messenger RNA. Its product is annotated as histone H2A-like. NCBI's taxonomy places the organism in Eukaryota, Metazoa, Chordata, Actinopteri, Osteoglossiformes, Mormyridae. Gene Ontology annotation, molecular function: DNA binding; protein heterodimerization activity; structural constituent of chromatin. The record is from RefSeq and is a predicted model, not a curated record. Gene Ontology annotation, cellular component: nucleosome. The coding region runs from base 557 to 943 and encodes 128 amino acids. The transcript has a single exon.